AUGCCCUCCGAGAAGAAGGGCUCGUACCUGACGCUGAAGCGGAUGCGCAACUCGUCGCAGACCCCCGGCGAGCCGUUGCCCGACUACCCGUCAGCGAAAUGCCCGGAGGGAUGCCCGCCGCCGGUCCGCGGCACCGUCACCCUCAAGGAGCGCAACAAGCGCUGGCGCCGCACGCGCAGGUUCUACGCCGAGCUGGCCCGCGGCCACCUGAAGCUGUGGAAAAACAAGAAGGAGAAGGAGGACAAGGACGCCGGGCUCACGUCGGCAUGGUCGACAAAGAUUGAUAUCGGCGCCGUGACGGUGGUGCCCGAGAAGAAGCAGCAACGCUUUGCCCUCCAAUUCCCCAAGAAUACACAGAUCCUGGCCCCGGUGGACGCGUCGACGUACGACGUGUGGCUGGAAGGACUGCGCCACCAUCGCCUCUACAAACAGGCCGGAGGAGGAGGAGCGGCUGAAGGUACCAGCGGAGCCACCUCGCCGCCGCAGGACGCCUCCGGCGAGCUCGACGAGAAUGACAACCCCGUAGCCGCCCACUCCCCGGAUGACGGCUCGGCCCCUGCCAACGAGGAGAAGAAGAUGUGCGAGGGGCUCGAGGCGACCGCCAAGGUGAUGGACGACGCGAAGGAGCUGUUCGCCAUGUCGUUGGAAGUGGCGUCGAGUCUCGUCGGGACCGCCGAACAGCUCAACAAGUUGCAGCGGCAGAUGAAGGGCACCCUCGUCGAGAUGAAGCGCGAGGUGAUGGCGAUCAAGGCGGGAGGGCGAGGGCUGCAGCUGACGCCCGAGUCGUCGAUGCACACCGCUCGAUUCAAAUCGGCCGAGGAGCUCGAGGCGUUCGAGGACGCGAAGGAGAAGCAGAGCGCCGUCGCCCUGGAGCAGGAGAAGAACGAUCUGCUCGAGCGCUCGCGCAAAGUGUUGGAGGAGACGCAGCGCGUGGCCGAGCCCCCGUCCGAUCAGAUGAGCCAGACGUCCGGGGCCGUCGAGGAGGCCGUCACCGCCCCCAUGCAGCCGGUCGUUUUCUGCGCGCCGCGGCCGCGUCGCACCUGCCUGCCCGCGAAGAUGAUGGCCGCCGAGGGGCUCGGGAUGGGCGGGCUGGCCAGGAUGGCCCUCAGCAGGGCCGGCCUCCCCGUCUCCUUCUUCGAGCCGCUGUCGGCCAUCCAGUUCCUAUGCGAGGAGCUGCGCUACAAUCAGCUGCUGGCCCAGGCCGUCUCCGCCCGGGAUCCCGUCGAUAGGAUGGCGUUGGUGGCGGCGUUUGCCGUCUCGGGCUACUCGAACACGAAGGGACGCUCCCGGAAACCGCUGAACCCCAUCCUCGGCGAGUCGUUCGACUACGUCGAGCCGACGUGGCGCUUCCAUGGGGAACAGGUCUCCCACCAUCCCCCGAUCACGGCUGGCUUUGCCGAGGGCACGGGCUGGGUGUGGUGGCAGACGAUGGACCCGGUCACCACCACCUCCAAGCUGUCCGGAACCAUCGAGCUGACCCAAAGCCUGCCGAUCCGCCUGAAACUGGCGACCGCCGACGGGAUGGAGCAGUACGCCAUCGAAAAGGUGCACACCACCAUCGAGAAGCCAACGGACCCCGAGAAGAGGAAGCUUCGCGGCGACAUCUUCAAGGGCGAGGUGGUGGCCUGUCGGCUGGCCGGCCACUGGGACAAGCAGUUGACCAAGGUCGCCACCACCGGUGCGCAGUCGUCCCUCUUCCAGGCGGCCGACGAGGAGUUCGGCGAGUACUAUGGCUUCAACUCGUUCACGAUGACGCUGAACGAGCCGGUGACGCCGGCCGACUCGGCCCCGCCUACCGACUCCCGGCUGCGCCCCGACCAGCGGGCCCUCGAGAACGGCAAUCCCGGGCAGGCGGCCAAGCUGAAGAAGAAGCUCGAGGAGGCGCAGCGCGUCCGCGGCAAGUCGCACGCCUUCACGCCGCUGUGGUUCGACAACAUGGGCGACGAGAUGACGCAGAAGAGCAUCUACAUGCCCAAUAUGAAGUACUGGACCGAGAAGGAGCGCCACUUUGCCGGCGUCCACUUUCCCGACAUUUUCACCGUC
Molecule: messenger RNA, 2043 nt
Organism: Mesorhabditis spiculigera
Lineage: Eukaryota; Metazoa; Nematoda; Chromadorea; Rhabditida; Rhabditidae
Source: the annotation of a GenBank genome assembly